Messenger RNA from Entelurus aequoreus (snake pipefish), 2815 nucleotides. Its product is annotated as protocadherin-15. Gene Ontology annotation, biological process: adherens junction organization; calcium-dependent cell-cell adhesion; cell morphogenesis. Gene Ontology annotation, molecular function: cadherin binding; calcium ion binding. The transcript is spliced from 16 exons. Bases 222 to 2675 code for a protein of 817 amino acids. Gene Ontology annotation, cellular component: catenin complex; adherens junction; membrane. The record is from RefSeq and is a predicted model, not a curated record. NCBI's taxonomy places the organism in Eukaryota, Metazoa, Chordata, Actinopteri, Syngnathiformes, Syngnathidae.
UGUCUGCUUUUUAAUGUAUCUGGGCCGGAGGAGUGCUCGCGUGUCCCCUUGCCACUUUGUUGUGUGUUCGUCCAACUUGUGGGUCCUUACGGUGGGUUUGUGACGCAGCCAUGUGGCCCCCGUCGUCACACGGCCGGAGGGUACGGAGGCUGAAACACAAGCUGCAGAGGAUUUGACCACAGCAGGUUUCUCAAGAUCUUGAAGCCUGUCUGAGCUCAGGGAUGGCCAUCACCGAACUGAAGCUGAUGUUGGUCCUGUGUCUACACGCCGUCACAGGAAUGUCCGGAUGGGGCGGAUGUUUGGACGGUCAGGAUGUGUACGCAAGCAUCAGAGAAAACAGCCUCUGUGGAGAAGUGGUGGCUGACCUCAUGGCCGACACCCCAGUGGAGGGAAUUCACUGGAGUCUGCAAGGGAAAGAUGCUGAUUGGUUCUUCUUAGACGGAGGAAUCAUUCGUUUGAACACAUCGCCCGAGAAGGUCCUCGACCGAGAGAUGCAGGGUUCCAUCCUGAUGGCAGAAUUGACGUGUUAUGAGGAUGAUGUGCUCCAGAGUGUUUCCAGAGUCAUGGUGGAGGUUCUCAAUGACAACGACAACUUACCGGAGUUUGCAGACAACGCGGUCUACUUUGUUGUUAUCAGUGAGCUCACUCCAGUGAAUACAGUUGCAUUUACAGUCCGGGCGACUGAUGAAGACAACGACAAGAUCUUUUACUCUAUUGACCAAUCUUCACCUGAUGGCGAGUACUUCAAAAUUGAUCUACCAAACAGUGGUGAGGUGAUGCUCGUCAAAGCUCUUGACUAUGAAACCAAAACGGAGCUUUUUCUAACCAUCCACGCCUCUGAAAUGGACACAGACGAGCACUUCAACACCAGCACCAACGUCACCAUCAGCAUCCAGGAUGGAGACGAUCAGUACCCUCAGUUCCUGCCCUGCACGCUGCUGUUUCAAGACGACACUAAUCGAAUUUGCACCAGUCCUGUGUACACCGUCAACGUCACAGAGGGACAAGAGGAUUUUGUUCUGGAUUUCUCCCCCGGUCCCAUUCAUGCAGUUGAUGGAGACCGAGGUCUCAGAGCCCCAGUCAGCUUUGCCAUCCUCUCAGGAGACGACCACGGACGUUUCCUGAUGGACAGAAAGACAGGCGAGGUGAGAUUAAUGCGGGCAGUGAAGGACCGACUGGCGACACCAGCGCUUCACCUUCAAGUCAUGGCCUACCAGGACGAUGACCCCAGGAAGUACACCGUUGCCACAGUGAUGGUCCGUGUCGUUGCAGUGAACCGGUUUAAUCCGGUGUUCGACAUGACCGAGUACUACGGCUUUGUGACAGCCAGGAAGAGUCCUGCUUCUCUGGUUUACACCUAUGGUAACAGGGCGUUGAUGUUACACGUGCAGGACCAGGACUUUAAACAUGGAUUUAAUCCUAUGAUCUACUUCACCUUCUGUCCGACAUCCAAUCACACGCACAUCUACAGAGUCACACAGGAGGGGCUUCUCAUCGCCAGGGCCAAUCAGCUCAAACCACGACAAAAACACUCGCUUCAGGUAAUGGCGAGAGACCAGGAGUCCGGUGACACAGCCAUGGCCACUGUGGUCGUGGAGGUGCUCUCAGAAAGUCAAACAAUUCCUCCCAGCGCGCUGGCGGACGACCGUGUGAUUGGCUGCACCCUGGGCAAAGCCCUGUUUCUUAGCACGGCCUUCCUGAGCGUCGUGGGCUGUAUCGGGACACUGGUCAUGUGGAUCAAGAGGAAACACAAGAAGCUGGACCCCUUGGAGAGAGGCUGUGUGGCCCAGGGCAAACACCCCAACGUGAGCCUAAGAUGGUUCCAGCUGGUGAAUCAGAGCGGUGGUUCGUCACAGGUGGAGAUGUCCUUCAGCAAUCAAGACUAUGGAAGGUGCAACCCUUCCUUUAGCUUCUCAGGCAAAGACCCUCCAUGUUGCCAAGGACCAGUGCAGCCUAACCACAACACGUCAGAUCCCACUGACGCCACUUUGAGCCUGGCUGAAGCCAUGUGUGGCAGCACCAGCACCUUCAACAACAUCAUCUCUACGCCCACAAGAAGCCUCUCUUGCUUGUCUACGUUCCGCCCGACCUCUGUGGACGCGACUCCCUGGCAGGAUAUGGGGGAGAGCUCAGUAACUCCGUCACUGGAUGCAGCCUUCCGUCCUGCCGCUUACGACAACGCCGGUCAAACCUACUCUUCCCCUUGCACGUGUCUCGACUCGGGAGGAAACACUAGCGACGACCCCCAUACCAGCACCUCCCCAUUGUCGUCCCCAGCCAGCGUUCCACGCAGUCAGGCCCGGAUCGCCUCGGCAGAAAUAGACAAACCUUACACCUCGUCAUCCACAAACCCUCUGCACUCCCCGUUACUGUCCUCGCCCCUCGCCCAACAGACGAGCACGCCCCCAUCCACUCCGGAGCAGGGCCCGUUGAAGGCCACGCUGGUCAUGAUCGACACUUCGCCAGAACCGUCGGAGCAGAGAUGGAGCGCAGAGGAGGACCAGCCUUGCACGUCCCUGGACCAACCAGAACGCGGUGAGGAUGAGGACGACGAUGGAUUUUUGGGCGAUGAAGACGCGGACAAGAACAGUGAGGGUGAGUUGGAUCCCGAUGAAGAGGAGCUGCUGAGAGUGAUGGCGAAAUGCAACCCCACCUUUCUCACGUUCACUCGGUGAUGGAGGACGUGGACUCUUAGCACGCGUGGGACUGAAGCAAACACUUUAGCUGACUAAAGGGACUUUGAACGCUUUAAAAGUAAUCUGUAAUCUGUGUUAGCCGGUCAACGUUACAAUUAAAGACAAUGUUCUUACUUUUU